AUAUAGAAAAAAGAAAAUCCAAUCAUUCUUUUCCUGAUAAGAAGAAAUGCAAAAUUUCAACAUUUUACGCGAAAUCAUCAUAAUAUCCUCAUUGUUGUCAUGUAUAACUUGCUUCAAUGAUGAUACUUCGAUACACGAAACUGGUCUCACGUGUGGUUCUUAUCAAUACCCUGCUGAUGGUGGUGGCAACAAGUUAAUGCAAAACUUGAUGGUUGCAUUGGACGCGGUAUCUUUCCAGGUGAAACAACAUGGAUGGGGAGCACAAACAUUAGUCGGAAAUUGGAAUCCGAUGCACGCGUUAGGCCAAUGUCGUCGCGAUCUCAAUCCAACGCAAUGCUAUACUUGUUUCACGCAAGCAAGACAGUUAUUAUCGAGGUGCGCGCCAAAGGUUUCAGGUAGAGUUUACCUCGACGGUUGUUUUCUUCGUUAUGAUAACUACACUUUCUUUGAUGAGGGUGUGGACUUCACGCAUGAUACGAGAACGUGUUCGACGGAAAGAGGAGAGACGGUUAGUCCGAUACAUGUUGAGGCGGUGAUUAUGAAUGUGAGUAAGGGUGCCGGGGAACAUAUAUUUGCGGAGGACGAGGAGGGUGGUGUUUUUGGAUUGGCGCAGUGUUGGGAGACAGUGGAUAAAUGGAGUUGCCAGAGGUGUUUAAGAGAAGCGGCGAAGAAAGUGCAGGAAUGUGUUCCUAGUUCUGAGGGUAGAAGCUUGUUUACUGGUUGUUUUAUCAGGUAUUCGACGCGUAAAUUCUAUAACGACAUCUUUGUGCGGAAUGAUACUUGGACUGGUAUUCCUCCUCCUGUUCCUUCUCGAGGUAGUAACAAUAACUUCAAUUCAAUCAUUAUAGUUACCUCUACAAUUAACAAGAGAAAACAAAUUUAUGUAUCCGAUGAGUACCUCUCAUCGGAUACAUAUAUUAGAAGACCUGUUUAUGCAGGUAUAGUUUUUGAUCAUGUUUACUUUCUCUUACCAUGUUCUUUACAGUUGAAAGGAAAAUUGGUGUAUGGAUAAUCGCUGCAUGUGUAAUAUCCGUAAUUGUAGUCAUCUUACUUAUUGUCCCAGUUAUACUUAUGAGCAAGAAGAGUACAACACCACAUGAAAAAGGGUACAACAGUUUUGGCGCGUCGCCUAGUUUUGCCAUCGUAACUGGUUUCAAUUUUAGGUACGACGUGCUUGAAAGGGCGACAAGUUAUUUCGAUCCUGCAAACAAAUUAGGCCUAAGUGAAGGCGAUGGUUCUGUGUUCAAAGGAACACUCCCCUCAGGAAGAAUCGUUGCUGUCAAACGUUUGUUUUUCGAUACAAGACAGUGGACAGACGUGUUGUUCAAUGAGGUUAAUUUGAUAAAUGGAAUUCAACAUAAGAAUGUGGUGAAACUUUUGGGUUGCAGCAUUGAUGGCCUUGAAAGCCUCUUGGUUUACGAAUUUCUUCCUGGUAAAAGCCUUGAUCAAAUCCUUUUCGAUAAGGACUCAGAAAAUGCUCUACCUUGGGAGAAACGGUUUCAAAUCAUAUGCGGGAUAGCCGAGGGCUUAGCAUACCUUCAUGAAGGAUCUGGAACAAAGAUCAUUCACAGAGACAUAAAAUCUAGCAGCAUUCUACUCGACGAGGCUCUAAAUCCAAAAAUUGUUGAUUUUGGUUUUUCACUUGGUAGUGCUGAAAAUAAAUAUCAUCUUAACACUAGAAUUGCAUACGUGGCUCCAGAGUGUCUCAACAAAGGAGAAUUAACAGAGAAGGCAGAUGUUUAUGCUUUUGGUGUGAUGCUUACUGAAAUUGUUUGUGGUAAAAAGAACUGUGUUUUCCCACAAGGCUCAAAUUCAAUACUCCACUGUGUGUGGAAGAAUUACAAGGCAAACAACAUUACGACAUCGGUUGAUCCUGCUCUACAAGGAAAAAUUGUGGCAGAAGAGGCAUCAAAUGCUCUCCAAGUUUCACUUCUUUGUACACAAUCUUCUCCUCCUCUUAGACCAUCAAUGUCAGAAGUAGUUCAAAUGCUAACAAAAAAAGAGUACAAUAUUCCCAUUCCAAUACAACAACCAUUCAUCAAUUAUACUAGGCUUACUCUAGAUAACCGAACCGCUUCUACCGUGAGCAAUAUGUCAAAUGGACGCGCAAGUUCAAGAUCAUCUUUCCAUAGCACCACUAGUUCGUUACACCAAGGUGAAGAAACAACACUUUUAGAGAGUUCAUUUUCUUCUUCUGCUAAGUUCAAUACUUCAAGGAGUCCUGAUUCAGAUAUCCAAGUAAACAUUGUGGUAGCUCAACCAAGGUAGAUGGACUUCAAGUCUCGUGGAUCAUGAGGAUCAAGAGUGGCAUGUUUUGUUAGUUGAGGACUUGUAGUAAAAGAUGUGCUAUCUAUCACUCUCUUACCAUGUUUAACAAACUGUUGAAAUUCAAAAUCUACUUGAUUUGAGCAUCAAUUUGUAAAUAAAUGUAGUCAUUGGAUAUGGAUGUAGAUAAUUCA
This is a messenger RNA of Lathyrus oleraceus (garden pea), 2459 nucleotides long. RefSeq names its product cysteine-rich receptor-like protein kinase 1. The record is from RefSeq and is a predicted model, not a curated record. The transcript is spliced from 4 exons. Lineage: Eukaryota; Viridiplantae; Streptophyta; Magnoliopsida; Fabales; Fabaceae. Gene Ontology annotation, biological process: protein phosphorylation. Bases 973 to 2268 code for a protein of 431 amino acids. Gene Ontology annotation, molecular function: ATP binding; protein kinase activity.